Messenger RNA from Aspergillus homomorphus CBS 101889, 462 nucleotides. RefSeq lists its product as uncharacterized. The transcript has 2 exons. The record is from RefSeq and is a predicted model, not a curated record. Lineage: Eukaryota; Fungi; Ascomycota; Eurotiomycetes; Eurotiales; Aspergillaceae. Bases 1 to 384 code for a protein of 127 amino acids.
AUGGGGAAAGGAAAACGAAAACGCAGAUCGCUACGAAGCUAUGGUACUGUACAUGCGGCACAACAGCCAGACGGAGCUAAGGUCCUCGAUGGGAUUCUGCAAAAUGCCACGGACGACAUUGACUCCGAGACUGUUGGCAAACUGGCCGAAGCAGCUGCCGCUAAUUUCACGAGUGGUGCCCAGAUUAUGGCCGUUCUGAUACGGAGGUUGGGGAAGAAGCUCAUUAUCUCUGACUCAGUGGUCGAAAUAACAGCACGAAGUCGGGGGAGUGGAGAAGAUAUCAUGUCUUUUCUCCUCAAAUUCCCGUCUGCACCCAUUCCGGAUGGCGCAGAGAGCACCUCCUGGCAUCAAAGACUACCGAUCAGCCCGCUGUACUCAAGAUAGCGGCAGGCAGUAAGGGUACUGCAUUGUUGCGCAUGCUGCUACGCGAACGAAGAAAUGGAAUUCAUAAUGACCAUGCUG